CCAAGUACUUGAGGGCGCGUGUGAGCGCAGGCGCAUGCGCGCUCGGUGGCGCGCGGUAGCGCGAGGGAAGGCUCCAGCCGGCUGGAGCUCAGGGGAGCGCGCGUGCGCCGUCGCGAGCUCAGCGCUGCUCUGACCGCCGUGUGGGAUCGGGUGUGAGGGCUCAGUGCGGGCCGCGGGGAUGUUUCGAAAGGCCCGGCGGGUGAACGUGCGCAAGAGGAACGACUCGGAGGAGGAGGAACGGGAGCGCGAUGAGGAGCAGGAGCCGCCGCCGCUGCUGCCGCCGCCGGCCACCGGCGACGAGUCGGGCCCCGGGGCCGGCGACAGGGCCCCCGGGGGGGAGCCACUGCUGGCCGCGGGGCUGCCGCCGUCCUCCGCGCUGAUCCCGGGCCUCGGGGCUGAGGCGGGGAGCGGCUUCCCGGGCAGCGCAGAGCUGGGCAACGGGCUGAAGCCGCGGAAGAGGCCGCGCGAGAACAAAGAGGUGCCCCGGGCCAGCCUGCUCAGCUUCCAGGACGAGGACGAAGAAAAUGAAGAAGUUUUCAAAGUGAAGAAAUCAAGUUAUAGCAAAAAGAUAGUAAAAUUACUUAAGAAAGAAUACAAAGAAGAUCUUGAAAAAUCAAAGAUUAAGACGGAACUCAACUCAUCAGCUGACAAUGAACAACCUUUGGACAAAACAGGACACAUUAAGGAUCCCAGUCAGGAAGAUGGAGUUAUUAUCAAUGAACAUGGCGAAGACGAAAUGGAUAUGGAAAGUGAGAAGGAGGAAGAGAAGCCAAAGGCUGGUGGAGCCUUUUCAAACGCUUUGUCGUCUUUGAAUGUUCUCCGUCCAGGAGAAAUUCCAGAUGCAGCUUUUAUUCAUGCUGCGAGGAAGAAGCGUCAGAUGGCCCGGGAGCUGGGAGAUUUCCCUCCUCACGAUACUGAGCCUGGGAAAGGACGCCUGGUGAGGGAGGACGAGAAUGACGCUAGCGACGAUGAAGAUGAUGAUGAGAAGCGCCGUAUCGUUUUUUCUGUGAAAGAAAAGUCACAAAGACAGAAAAUUGCUGAGGAAAUAGGUAUCGAGGGGAGUGAUGAUGAUGCUUUAGUAACUGGGGAACAAGAUGAAGAGCUCAGCCGAUGGGAGCAGGAGCAGAUUAGAAAAGGAAUUAAUAUCCCUCAAGUUCAAGCAAGUCAGCCCACUGAAGUGAAUAUGUACUACCAGAACACUUUCCAGACAAUGCCUUAUGGUUCAUCCUAUGGCAUUCCUUAUAGUUAUACGACCUAUGGAUCAUCAGAUGCCAAAUCUCAAAAAACAGAUAAUACAGCCCCUUUCAAAACUCCCAGUAAUGAGAUGACUCCCGUUACUAUUGAUUUGGUAAAGAAACAGCUUAAAGACAGGUUGGAUUCCAUGAAAGAAUUGCACAGAACAAACCAACAGCAGCAUGAGAAACACGUGCAAAGCCGAGUGGACUCUUCCAGGGCUAUUGAGAGAUUAGAAGGGUCUUCUGGGGGUAUUGGUGAACGGUAUAAAUUUUUGCAAGAAAUGCGAGGGUAUGUCCAAGACUUGCUUGAGUGUUUCAGUGAAAAGGUACCACUGAUUAAUGAACUUGAAUCAGCAAUACAUCAGCUGUACAAACAGCGAGCUUCCCGCCUUGUCCAAAGACGGCAAGAUGAUAUUAAAGAUGAAUCUUCGGAGUUUUCAAGCCAUUCAAAUAAAGCUCUGAUGGCACCAAAUCUUGAUUCUUUUGGACGUGAUCGGGCACUGUAUCAAGAACAUGCAAAACGUCGGAUUGCAGAACGGGAGGCCAGAAGGACUCGUCGCAGACAAGCCAGAGAGCAGACUGGGAAGAUGGCAGAUCAUCUCGAAGGCCUUUCCAGUGACGAUGAGGAAACGUCUACGGAUGUUACUAACUUCAGUCUGGAAAAAGAUCGCAUUUCAAAAGAGUCCAGCAAGAUUUUUGAAGAUGUCCUUGAGAGUUUCUGUUCGAUUGAUUGUAUCAAAUCACAGUUUGAAGCAUGGCGUUCAAAGUACUACACGUCCUACAAGGAUGCUUACAUCGGCCUGUGUUUGCCAAAGUUGUUCAACCCCCUCAUAAGGCUGCAGCUCCUCAUCUGGACUCCUCUAGAGGCAAAAUGCCAGGACUUUGAGAGCAUGCUGUGGUUCGAAUCUUUGCUGUUUUAUGGUUGUGAAGAACGGGAACAGGAGAAGGACGAUGUAGACGUUGCACUACUACCCACCAUCGUGGAGAAGGUGAUUCUGCCAAAACUAACAGUGAUAGCUGAGAAUAUGUGGGACCCUUUUUCUACAACGCAGACUUCAAGAAUGGUUGGAAUUACACUGAGAUUAAUAAAUGGAUAUUCUUCUGUAGUGAAUGCAGAGAACAGAAAUACACAGGUGUACCUAAAGGCGCUUCUGUUGAGAAUGAGAAGGACCUUAGAUGAUGAUGUGUUCAUGCCCUUAUAUCCCAAAAAUGUCUUAGAGAAUAAAAAUUCUGGGCCUUACUUGUUUUUUCAACGACAGUUUUGGUCUUCGGUUAAGUUACUAGGGAAUUUUCUUCAAUGGUAUGGCAUCUUCUCAAAUAAAACUCUACAGGAGUUGUCAAUAGACGGUUUACUAAAUAGGUAUAUUCUCAUGGCUUUUCAGAACUCAGAGUAUGGAGAUGACAGCAUCAAAAAAGCUCAAAAUGUAAUCAGUUGUUUUCCCAAACAAUGGUUCGUGAAUCUGAAAGGAGAAAGAACUAUUUCUCAGUUAGAAAACUUCUGUCGAUAUCUUGUACACUUAGCGGAUACAAUUUACAGAAACAGUAUUGGGUGCUCCGAUGUGGAAAAAAGAAAUGCAAGGGAAAACAUAAAACAGAUAAUAAAACUACUUGCAAGUGUUCAUGCUCUGGAUCAUGCUAUGACUGUUGCAGGUGACCACAAUGUCAAAGAAUUUAAGUCUUUGAUUGAAGGAAAAUAGAUGCAGGCGACUGGAAAAAGGAAAAUAGAUCUAUGUGACUCAAAAGCCUACUCUUUGCUUGAAUACCAUUCCCAUUGUAUAAAUUUUGUAUAUAUGUAAAGUUUCUUAAACUGUAAAAUAUUGAUUCUUGUUUUAAUACAGAGAGCAUUAUUAUAUUCAAUACUGUGUCCUUAUAUGUGAUUCCUUUGGAAUGAAAGGAGUUCAGAUCAUUUCUAGGAGUCUAUGAACGUUUUCCUUACUGCCUGUCAUACUUUGUUUACAGAAGUAUUUUGUAUGGCCAUUAAAAUUAGCCCUUGCAGUUAAUUGCCCUCUGUAAACAAUGUGUGCAGUGUAAAUUGUGUAAUUAUGCAUAUAUGUAUUUAUACCACCAUGGAGUUAACUUUCACACUGGAAAUUUGGGGUGUUUUUCUACAGAGUAAGCCUUUUAACAGAAAAUUAUUCAGUAGCAAAUCGUCUUAGGGCAGUUACUACACAUUGCAACAAAGGGCUGGCAGGUGAUUAAAUGUCUGUCACCUUUUGGUUCGCAGUUGCUGUCACAGCAGAGUCGAGUUGUGGACUGUGUCAGGUGGGUGGGGAACUUUCUCCCUCGAGUCGGCAUUACAGCGAAAUGUGGAUUUAAUAUGAACUCCAACUAAUAUAUGCAAAAUCGUUCAGGUGGAACACAGAUGUUUAAUUUUUAAAAAUAACAAACCCACAGCUAAACUGCAUGGUUUUGGGCUGACCGUCCUGUCUCAUUCCUGAUCUUACUCCCUGGCCAGCUUACAAAUACAUGCAUUUGAACUUUAGUAGUUUGUCAUUGUAUUUCAGAUCCCACAUAUGUGAGCUAUAUAUGCAAUAAAGAAUACGCCUUGCCGAUUAGCUACACCCAGGCAGUUUACCGUCCCAUGGUCUUCUGUAAUGUUUAUACCACACUGUACAUAUUCAGAGAACUUGUUUUAAAGUUUAUGCUUUCUGAUUCUGUGAUUUUCAAAAGAGGAACUUUUUGGAAAUUAAGGACUAUUGUUUGAUAAUUACAUAUGUAAUUACGCUUUAGCCAUGCAUUAAAUUAAUUUUUAAAUAAUCCUUUGUUGUAUUUUGCUGGUGCCUAUUUUUAGUUAGAGCAUUUUAAGUGACUCUAAUAUACGGGGUCCAUGUGUACCCUUGGUCAAGUUAAGUAAUAUUUAGAACAGUGUCAUGCAUUUUAAUUGCUGUCAGUUUUAUCUUUAUGUAGGAACAUUUGCUUAUUUUUGCAUACUUGUUUUGGAUGAUUUUUUUUGUCAUGCCUUAUUGGCUUAUGUCUUAGUUAUCUAGUGCUGCUGUAAC
Messenger RNA from Trichechus manatus latirostris (Florida manatee), 4234 nucleotides. RefSeq names its product PAX3 and PAX7 binding protein 1 (gene PAXBP1). Gene Ontology annotation, cellular component: nucleus. Gene Ontology annotation, biological process: positive regulation of transcription by RNA polymerase II; mRNA splicing, via spliceosome. The record is from RefSeq and is a predicted model, not a curated record. The coding region runs from base 179 to 2932 and encodes 917 amino acids. Lineage: Eukaryota; Metazoa; Chordata; Mammalia; Sirenia; Trichechidae. The transcript is spliced from 18 exons. Gene Ontology annotation, molecular function: DNA binding.